AUGGCGCAACUCGACACGCUCGACAUUGUCGUCCUGGCCGCUCUCCUCCUGGGUACCAUCGCCUACUUCACAAAGGGCACGUACUGGGCCGUCGCCAAAGACCCCUAUGCUGGCUCUCUCGCCAACGGCGCCGCCGCUAAGGCUGGCAAGACGAGGGACAUUCUUGAAAAGAUGGACGAGUCGGGCAAGAACUGUGUCAUCUUCUAUGGCUCGCAGACCGGUACUGCCGAGGACUAUGCCUCACGUCUGGCCAAGGAGGGCUCCUCUCGAUUCGGCUUGAAGACCAUGACGGCCGAUCUCGAGGAGUACGACUUUGAGAAUCUCGACUCGUUCCCCGAAGACAAGGUUGCCAUGUUUGUCCUGGCGACCUACGGCGAGGGCGAGCCCACCGAUAAUGCCGUCGAGUUUUACGAGUUCAUCAGCAGUGAGGACGUUUCCUUCACCCAGGGAGGCGGUGUUUCCGAGAAGCCUCUGGCCAACCUCAAGUACGUCGCUUUCGGUCUCGGCAACAACACCUACGAGCACUACAACUCCAUGGUUCGCAACGUUACCAAGUUCCUCGACAGGCUCGGUGCCAACAGAAUCGGCACCGCUGGCGAAGGUGACGACGGUGCCGGUACCAUGGAAGAGGAUUUCCUGGCCUGGAAGGAGCCCAUGUGGAAACACCUGGCCGAAUCCAUGCAACUGCAGGAGCGUGAAGCCGUCUAUGAGCCCGUCCUUGAGGUCACGGAAAAGCCAGACAUGGACGCUGAGUCGGACGAUGUCUACUUGGGUGAGCCCAACAAGAACCAUCUGGAGGGCAAGCAAAAGGGCCCUUUCAACGCCCACAACCCCUACAUUGCACCCAUCGCCGAGUCCAAAGAGCUCUUCACCGUCAAGAACAGGAACUGUCUGCAUAUGGAAAUUGACAUUAGCGGCUCAAACCUGUCCUACACCACUGGCGACCACAUUGCCAUCUGGCCUACCAACGCCGGCAAGGAGGUUGAUCGUUUCAUGAACAUCCUCGGCCUCAGCGAGAAACGCCACAUGGUCAUUUCCGUCAAGGGCUUGGAUGCCACAGCCAAGAUUCCUUUCCCCUCGCCCACUACUUACGACGCCGUUGUUCGCUACCACAUGGAAAUCUGCGCUCCUGUCUCGAGACAAUUCGUUUCGGCUCUCGCGCCCUUCUCGCCCGAUGACAGUAUCAAAGCAGAAAUGACCAAAAUGGGUAGCGACAGGGAUUACUUCCAUGACCAAGUCGCGGCCCGCAACUACAACCUCGCUCAGCUCCUCGAAUUCCUGUCUCAAGGUAAGACUUGGGACAACGUGCCUUUCACCAUCUUCGUUGAAGGUCUUCACAAGAUCCAGCCCCGCUACUACUCAAUCUCAUCGUCUUCCUUGGUGCAGAAGAACAAGAUCUCCAUCACCGCCAUUGUCGAAUCGGUCGAGGUUCCAGGAGCUUCCCACGUGCUUAAGGGUGUUACCACCAACUACCUGUUGGCUCUCAAGCAAAAGCAGCACGGCGACCCAAACCCCGACCCCCAUGGAUUAGACUACGCAAUCACCGGUCCUAGAAACAAGUACGACGGCAUUCACGUGCCUGUCCACGUUCGCCACUCCAACUUCAAGCUUCCCUCAGAUCCGUCAAAGCCCAUAAUCAUGGUCGGUCCGGGUACUGGUGUCGCUCCAUUUCGUGGCUUUAUCCAAGAGCGCGCCAAGCAGGCACGCGACGGCGAGACAGUCGGCAAAACCAUGCUUUUCUUUGGCUGCCGAAAGAAGGCAGAGGAUUUCAUCUAUGCGGACGAGUGGGAGGCGUACAAGAACGACAUGGGUGAAAACUUUGAGAUGCUGACCGCCUUCUCUCGUGAAGGCGCCCAGAAGGUCUAUGUGCAGCAUCUUCUCAAGCAACGCGCCGCCGAAAUCGACAGACUUUUGCAACAAAAGGCUUACUUCUAUGUCUGCGGUGACGCCGCAAAUAUGGCGCGUGAGGUGAAUACUGUUCUCGGACAGAUUAUUGCCGAACAAAGAGGGAUUUCAGAAUCUAAGGCAGAGGACAUUGUCAAGGCCAUGCGUAACAGCAACGCCUACCAAGAAGAUGUUUGGUCAUGA
Aureobasidium vineae is the source of this 2088-nucleotide messenger RNA. Lineage: Eukaryota; Fungi; Ascomycota; Dothideomycetes; Dothideales; Saccotheciaceae. The record is from the annotation of a GenBank genome assembly.